UCACUCGCACUGCACACACUCACGUCCAUAGGAAGUGAUCGGGCGGAAUCAAAACUAUUUUUUUUCUUUUAAUGUGUAAGGAACUUUAUCAACGAGCACGUCGUGGUUGGACUUAGCAAAGAAAAGAGGUCGUUGUUCCUGAAGGGGAGGUGGGAAAAAAAAGCUCAUUAGGGAGAACAAACUAACAGCCUCGUCCAAAGAUGGGCUUCUUCCAGCAGGUCAAGCUUCUUCUUUGGAAAAAUGGGCUAAAUAUUGUCAGAAAUCCAGUUUGGUCGCUGACUCUGAUCAUUUGGCCUCUGAUCAUCUUUAUCAUUGUUGCUGUGACCCGUGACCAUUACCCACCUGUGCUUCGUGACGCAUGCUAUGUGGCACCCCGAAACCUGCCCAGCACCGGCUUCUUCCCUUUCUUGCAGACCCUCAUGUGCAACGCAGACAGCAAAUGUUACAACAUUUCACGCCUGGGGAACCCAUCAAAGUUUACAAAAAGAUCCACCGAUGAUGCGAGGUCAACCCCCUCGUCGAAGGGCUCUCUCUUAGCAAAGCUGAUUGAAGGCGAUGACUUUUACAGUUACACAUUUCUGAAUGACUCCAGUCACGACCUUCCCUUGACCUUGGAAAAAAUAUGGAAGGCAGUUCAUCAAGAAAACCACAGGAAUUCCUCUGUCAGCCAUAGAAAGAACACAACUCUUCUUAGAGAUCAGGAGGCCUUGUACAAAAUGAUGGAGGCAAUGAACCUGAUGAAGAGGUCCAUCUGUUCCAUAACUCUGACCGCGAUCAACACAACCUCACCCAGCACCAUCAGCAAUGCAGUGGUCACCUUUUGCAUCUCCAAUAAUACUGUCCUCGGGGUCUCUCUCCUGACACUCAACCAGAUCCUGAAAGAUGAAAUCCUAACAGAACCCGACGAGCUGGCAAAGGUCAUUGGGGCCGUGAUACUGGUGUUUCAAGAGAUGCAGAAUCAGGGCCCAUUGUGGGAAAGCCUUCUAGCAAUCCCCCAGCUCUUCUCUGCAGGAUCACGUGACCAAAUGUUGGACACUGCAGCAACCCUUCUCACUAACAUACAGGGCAUCAUGCAUGUCAUUCAGAGCAAUUUCUCCGAGACUGCUGAGUCAAUCUCUGCUGUGCAUCCACUAAUUGCUGGAGGCAUCAACAUUAUUCACUAUAUUCAAAAGUGGCCUGGCAACGAUGUGUCCAUCUCCCUUGGAGACAUUGUGAUGUUGAACAAUAACUCAUUCAGUGAAAUAGGUGAACUGGUUUUACAAAAUGUCCGGAUACCACUUGUCCAGGCAAUGUUUUUGACGUUAGACAGAGACAUUCUGCAUUCCUACAUUUGUGACAACAGCAGUAACCCAUUCUGGCUCACAACCAUGUGCAUCACUGGUACAUUGGACACGAUUCUAGGGAGGGUCCGUCCCGACAAGGUGGUCCAGCAGGUUUUGCUGGCUUGGAGUAAACAUGUUGCUCCCCAUGAUGUUUCAUUUGUCAAAGGACUGUUGCACAGUCUCUUGGGAGAAGGAUUCCCAGGGGGAAUGGGAGGCUCCAACAUCUCGAGGCCCUGGCAUAAUGUAGAUACACCAACACAAAACAUUGAGGAGGAACUAUUUUUGACAGUCGGUCAAGUGGUGCUGAAAUUGAGUGAAAUUCAUCCUGACGUGGACAUGAUUGUUCAGCGCAUCCUCAGCGUUGGUUUUCAGUCUAUGGAAAUGGCAACUCUCUCCAUUGAGGCUGUUGAAGAAAUGAUGGACAAUAUCUUGAAAGAUUCUGGUCGACUCCAAAAGUUUUAUCUAACCUUGCUUACAAACCAAACUCAGGCAAGUGUUUGGAUCGACCAGUUUCUUGACAGCGCCACUGAAGUAAUAAUGAAGAGUUGGACAUCACAGUUUGUUACAUGUGAGGAUGCCCUGGGCCCCUUCCAGUGGCUGUUUUCAACUGAAACCAUUAAGUUUGAGGUGUGGAAAUCCAUUCUAUGCGAGAACUCCACGACACUAGAGAAUCUCCUGCUUGUGGACUGGAUGCCUUUGAUUGAAAAAGGAGGAGAGCUUUACAGCACCCUUAUUGAGGGAGGAGAAGAUGUCAAUGUAACUCUUCCUAUGAUUCUCACCAAGUGGCAUAAGUUGUGGAACAGCUCCAUGAAAUUCGGAGGUUUUUUGCACCGGUUGUCCUCAGAGCUGGGGGCAGAUUAUUGGAUAAACUGGGUGCCGGGAAACAGUUCGGAUGAUAUCACUGAGACUCUUCUACAAAGUGUUUUUGUUUUCAUGGUGAAUUUGGGAGAAAAAGUUGAGGGGAGUCCACUGUGGCCUGAGAUGAAAAACCAUUUCCACAUGAUUUACUGGGUUUUGAACUACAGACCUGACCCCACGACUCAGCCAGCGAACUGCUCUCUUGACAUCGACACUCUCAGCAUUGAUUGUGAUACCGGUUUGAAGUGGCAGCCAUUUGUUGAAGCUCUCAUUGAAGCUAUGGUGUCACCAAGCCAAGACGUCCUGGUGAACUCUCUCAAAGCGACUGUCAAUCUAUUGCAGCAUGUGUAUGGGGACCUCAUUGGGAAUACGACAGCUUCACAUCUAACACAAGAAAUGAAAGGUGGAGAUGCACUCACUGCAUACCUGAUUAACUUGAUGAACAAACUGGAGGACUUCGUUUGGACCGUCUCUACACUCUCAGAUCAAAACAUCUCAAACCUCGACGUCAUGGGUCCCCUCAUAAGUGAACUGUUUGAGUCCACAGGUCUGUCCCCACUGCUGCCUCUGCUCUUCAGCAACGGCUCAGUCAAUGCCUCCGACAUUCUUGAUGCUGCUGUGAAGCUCGGUCGCGGCAACCAGCAAAUUCUUACCUUCAAUGAGACAGACCCAACAAUGCCUGAAUUGGAGCAGUUGAUACUGCAGUUCCUUUCCUCGGAGGGUAACCUCACAAUGUCUAUCUCCUAUGUUAUGGGGAACACCCUGCUUAACUAUUCCAGCUACUUUGACCGACAUGAAGUGGCCCGUCUCAAAGAGGCCUUAAGGCCUUUCAUCAACCAAACCUCAACAGGCAUUGUAGAGGCCAUCCUUACAGCCAUGGAACUUCUCAAGAAAGUGGUUGAUUCACCAAAUGAUGACCCAACUAACAUAAUUAUUUCAUAUAUUCGCCAACUUCAAGAAUCUUUCGUGUCCUUGUAUAAGCUGCGACGAAUCCAACAAAUCUUGUUGCCCAACGGGGAAAUGAGCACAGCUCAAGUUAUUGAUCUCCACCAGGUUUUCACUGACUUUCUCAACCUCCUCACCCCUGAAAGCCUUGACAACCUCACUCAGAUUGGCCCUGAAGCUGCUAUGGAUCUGGUGAUACAAAAAUUUAUUGCAUUCUUACCACCAGACUUUCAAAAGAAAGCUGCUUUAUGUUACCAAGAUUUCAAAGCACUGCAGAAUCACUUGUCUUCAUGUGCGUCAGAACAGAACUGUUCUUCCGGGAUCUCAGAAUUCUUCACAUUUCUGAAUAAAAUAGCCAACUUCACACUCUCAGCCAAUGCCAAUGUCACCAUCAACAUAACCAGCAAGUUUCUGACCAGUGGAGAAUAUGAGUAUGAAGAUGUCACAUCCGCGUUCUUCUCACUCCUCUUGUCUCUGAAUGAUGCUGCCUAUGUCAGUGCAUUCAAUCAGACACUUCAUUUCAUCAGGCUGGUUAUCGCAAUGCCAAACAUUACAAUCUCUCAUAUUCAGAAUGCUCUGAGACAGUCAAACAUCACUCUUGAAGAGGUAAACUACAUCGCUCACCUUGCAGGAGCUGCCAAUGUUAGUGAACUGUUGGUCAAUAUAAUGGAUAUAGCCAAUGUUCCAAAGUGUUUUGAAUUACAGCAUAAUGCAUCAGUGAGUGCCCAAUGUGUUAUGGGAUUAAUAGACAAGGCCAGCACUUUCCUGACAAACAUACCUGCUUUACAAAAUCAUACAACCAUAAUCUCCCUUGUCCCGUUAAUUGUCUAUAAAAACACAACUGAUCUCAUCCAAGUCAAUUUUAGCGCCAACGCACAAAUGCCUGUCAUACAUGUUCUUAACAACACCCUGAACAAUAUCAAGAUGAACCUCCAGAUGAGUAAUCUGAGCACUCCAGAGGUCAUGGAAGAAAUCAGAGUCAUAGAAGGUCUGUUGAAAGUAGCCGCUAACCCUGAACCCUUAAACCACAUCCUCGAUGCCAUGUCAGUACCGUACUCCGAAGAAGUUACGAAAACAUAUUUGCAAGUCCUGCAAUGGUAUUUGCAACGGCUGGAAAAUGUGACCAGCAACAGCUUUGUGUCAGAGCUCCUCCAUCCCUUUUUCCGCCUCACACAUUUACAAGUGACACUGCAACUAGCACAGACAAAUUUGACUUUGUUUAUUAACAACCAAAUUGGCCAAUUCCAGCACCCAACGAAUGGUGAAGGCGUGAGUAAAAUUGGCCAAGCAAAUAUUGAAAUUCUGCAGGAAAUACUGAAAUAUAUAAUGGUCAACAUUGAAGUUCAGGAUGAGACUGCUCAAACCUUAGGUUCUAUGCCACUCUUCAACACAACAAUGGUACAGGAAAUUGAGGAAGAAAUUCAACUCUACCUUGAUCUUAUACAUUCAUGGAUGAAACAACCCAAUGUCACAGCUGUGUUCACCAGUAUGCUCCACUGGGGAAACUCCUACAUAAAUGUUUCCACGCCUGUAAAAGAUCUUCACCUCCUUUUGCAGACGAUGGUUCACUAUCUCAGUGAUGAACAACUGGAUUACCUCUCCAUCAUCAACAAUAUCACCCAGUCACUGAGCAAAGCCAUUAUGGUGUUAGAGCAACAAGGAGACCCACAGUUUGACCACCUAUAUGUCGCCAUAAUGGAGGCAGUCCAAAGUUUUAUGCAAAUUCUCACCCAAGACACAGCCCCACUGCCACAGUCUGCGCAGCAAAACAUCGAGGAAAUUGUUAACAAAUCACUGGUCCUCUUUGUGGAACCAAACUUGAGUUUUUCCACAUCACUCAACCUCACCCUCGACAUUCUCAGUAGAACCCAAAGUGUUGUUCAGCAGCUGGUGCCAGAGGAGUUUGCCGUCUAUCUGCUCUCUGGCCUCAAAGUAGCCACCAAUUACUUUGAGACGAUCGCCACCGCCAGUGGACCAGACAACUGGAAUCUUAUCAUUUUGAACCAAAUGAAGACCAUUCAAAGCCUCCUGCCACCAAACAGCAAAGCUCAGUACUAUGUUUCGGUUGUCAUCAACAUCACUCAUGUCAUCUUGGACUUCAACCAAGGCAACGCAAGCCUAGAAAAUGAAACAACAGAAAUUCUGACAGGGAUUUUUAGCCAGAUUUGGCAGAUUUUUAUGGAUGGUCCAGGCUUCGGUACUAUGACUUCAUCUAUGGAGGCAUUAUCUCAUCUCGGUCAAGUACUUGAACAGAUUUUGACGGGGCAGGCUGACCAAAAGACCUGGCAUAAGCUUGAAAAAAUGUUGGAGGCUGUACUGUCAACAUUAAAUGACACACAGCCAUGGGACAAUGUUACAUAUGUUCUCCCCUAUUUUGAAAAAAUCAUAGCAUGUAUGGUCUACGACAAGCAAGCAGAGAACAUGAUGAUACUAAACCUUGCGAAGCCUGUGAUGAUGCUAAUGAGAGAAAUUGCACAGUCUGUGAGCACCAGUCAUUUUAACUUAUCGGAGAUCUCGGAAAGAAUCCAGCCUGCCAUAGAACAUACAAUCCUGGCUGCUGAGCAGGCAAAUGGAACAUUAGAGUGCAGUGAAGCCGUGAACGCAUGGGAGCCAAUCAGGGUUGCAUCCGGUUUAAGCCAUGGCGUCAUUGAAAUGUGGUGCAACAUCAGUCUGCUGCCUGUUCUGGAGCCCUAUGCUGCUACCCAGUAUAUGUGCCCCCACCACAACAUGAGUCACACAGAUUUGGAACCAAUCACUGCUGGUGACGCCGCUGCCCGGAUUGUCAAUGCAACCAAAUCUCUCUAUCAAGCCAACAGAAACCAAUCGCAUGUGAUGGAGCAGGUCAUCAGAAAUGUCUCCAGCCAGUUCUUUGAGUUGCUUGGCCAGCCUAGUGCUCAGCAACACUGGUACAAGCAGCUCCAAGACAUGCAGUUGCAAAACAGUUUGUCCUCAAUUAAAAUGCUGUUGGAUGAGUUGAUUAAAGUGGCACCCAUGCUCAAGCCAUGCAUAGAUGCUAUGGAGGGAGCACUGAGCCACAUUCUGAACAACUACCACCACAUUCAAGACACCAACUCAUCUGAGGUUGUAUUCAAUGAGGGAGCGACGAUCCUCCUCUCUUGUUUAAACAUUACCUUAGAUGAUAUCUUCUUAAUGGUGGGGGGCGACUUAUCUGGGAUGACUCAAGGAUCUUUCCUUGACAUGAUAAGGGAUGCUGUUAAAGCCAUGCUCCACAUGAAGGUAUUCAGGGAUGAGCCAAUGAUUUAUGAAGCCCUGGAACGAUUUCUGGCUUCCAAUGCCAGAAAGGUACUAAUGCAGAAGCUGGCUGAGAUGUCUGCAUGGUUGGCGUCUACAAAUGAAUCUGGACUAGAACUUCUGACUCAAGCUCUGCCCAAGAUAUCUGAACUCCUCCGGCCUUUAUUGUCCACCCUGACUCAGAUGGGUGUGGAGAUGCCGGAGAUCACGGAAAUUGUUGAAGAGCUGGCUGAAAACAUCAUUACUAUGCUGAGGCAGUUGUUAAGCAUUGGCUUUUUUACCUCCAUGGACCACCAUCCGAGUGUAUCCCAGAAUGAACUGAUUGGUGGUAGCCAUGUGUUGAACAACCGUCACAGACGAGAGGCCCCGCUGAUGCCCGAGAUGGACCCUGUGUAUGACUUCCUCGACUUGCUGUACAUUGACUACUCAGCAAUGUUCAGAACCAUGUCAGCCCCUUUGCCAGAGGAAAUAAUGGAGACAGCUCACAUGUUUUUUUCCAAUCCCAAUCUGCGCAUCGUAGUGACAGGAUCAACGAGGGACAUGCCAUGGGCCUUAAAUGGCUCACGGGAAGAUUUCAUUGAUGCUGCUCUUGGGAUCCUCUCUUUUGCCACCCUCCCCAGUGCCUCUGAGAGGUCAUCACUGGCUCUCUUGAGGGAUGCUGUUGAUAUGCUGCCGGAUAGCUUUCCAUUCUCUGCGGUGAUGAAAAAUUUAACCAGAGCGCUUGCCAAUGAAUCUCAAGAGAACUUGAUGCACUUGCAGCAGAUCAUCCAGACAGCUACACAGCUUCUCCAGACCAACCUCAGUGAUCCGCUUUUUACAGAACAACUUGACCAACUGAGAUCCCAGGUGUGCAUAGUGGAGGGUACUGAGUUUGCCAGUCACCUCUUGGGACCUUUCUCCAUGGAGCCUGGUCAACUGUGUAACAUUCUUCUACCAGGCCUGCAGACAUUGUUGCAGGCUGCGCAGGUCAACACCACAGAUCUGAGUGAUGCCCUCUUCCAGACAUUAGUUGGAGACCCCAGCACCUAUGGCGAUGUCACAGAUUGGUCGUCUGUGCUCAGUCAAAGUUUGGGCUUUGACACCAGCAGCCUUAGUUCUCUCAACAUCAACUUCACAUCUCAAGGGGAGGUAACGGUCAGCGAGAUGUUGCGGAACGAAAGUGCAUUUGUCCAGGAUGUUCAGAAGCACAUAGAUUUCGAUCCGGUUGCUCUCCAGAUGCUGAUGGACACAAUUAUGCCCAAGAACAAUUUACAGAUCCUUUCUUGGUUGAUGAAUCUGCGACGCUGCAAUUCCCCAGAACGUCUGAGCAUCAUAGAGCCGGAUUUCCACGUGUUCCGAACCUUCUGCUCCUUGUCCGGUCAAGAGUGGUACACCUUCUCUCUGCUCAUGAUUCGCCAUCUAAACAUGGAAAAGUUUCUCUUCAGAAUGGUGUUGUCAGAUGAAGUUCAGAGCCUACUGGGACUUAUGCUUCAGAUGGCUAGCAAGAUCGUCAACAUGAUGGAAAAUAUCCUUCCUGCCAUUGAUCAGCUGCAGAGUUACAUGAUUUCCGUCAAAGAACUCAACCUGAUGGCCGAAGAGGAGUUUAACCUAGCUUCAAGAAGCAUGAGGUCGGGCCUCUCGAGCCGAGCUACAUUUGUCACUAUGACUCGAGUAAUGUGCAGUCACGGUAUGACGCCUUUCUUUGGACUUGCCAAACUUCCCCACAAGUCAGAGUCCAAUCCAUCGUCCCUUCACAGCAGUGAGAGGGAGGAGAUGAUCGACAGGUUCAAGAUUCCACGAAAUGCCACCCCUUACUGUAUGAACAUGUACCUAGACAUGGUCAACACCACAGGGGGCGCAAUUGCGUGGGCCUUUCUCAAACCAUUGCUGAUGGGGAACAUCCUCUUCACACCUGACACACCAAUCACCAGGGCUAUUAUGGCGAAGGCCAAUAGUACCCUGCAAGAGUUCAGCAACCUAAGAAGGCACUCUGACGAAUGGCUCAAAUCCUCACACUACAUCAUGAAAUCUGCCAAAGUGCUGGGCCACACUUUGCCACUCCUUAAGAAUUCCUUGGCCAAUGGCUUUGUGAAGACUUUCAUUGAGAUGGAGACAGACAUAAAUGUUGACAAAAUGAAGGAGACACUCAACAACUUCUCAAACAUGACAUUGAUGUUGGAGAGGAACAAACACAUAAUGGAUCAGAUCACCACCUUGUCCACCCUAAUGGUCAACAUCUCGUCCUGUAUUAAAUUUGAUCGCUACCAAGGUUACAAAUCUGCUGAAGAGCUUGACGCUGAAGCUCAGGAACUCGCCAAGGACCGCAGUCUCUAUGGAAGUGUCAUUUUCAAGCUCCCCAAAGAGGAGAACUCCUCUUCCCUGCCACCGAAAGUCAGCUACACCAUCCGAAUGCAUCUGGACAACGUCAUGCGGACAGACCGUGUCCGCAGCCCAUACUUUGUGAAAGAUACCCACAUAUAUGCGCGGAGAACGAUGCGGUACAACCGGGCCUUUGUGUACCUGCAGGAGAACAUCGACCGGGCAGUCAUUGAGAUGCAAACGGGAAGAGUCACAGAGACAGCUGUGCAACUUCAGCCCUUCCCAUAUCCAUGCUAUCUUCGUGAUAGGUACAUGGAGGCCAUAACCUUGGUCUUCCCGCUCAUGCUGAUGUUAGCUUGGGUUCUCUUUGUGGCUGACUUUGUCAAGAAAUUGGUUCAUGAAAGAGAACUGGGGUUGCAUGAGUAUAUGAAGAUGAUGGGCGUGAAUCCGCUCAGCCACUUCCUCGCUUGGUUCUUGGAGUGUGCCGCUCAUCUGAUAGUGACCAUCAUCGUCCUCACGCUGAUUCUCAAGCAUGGUGGCAUCCUCUCGCAUAGCAAUGGCUUCCUCCUGUUCUUGUACCUCUGCGACUACGGUUUGAGCAUAAUGGCCUUCAGUUACCUGAUGAGCUCCUUCUUCGACAAGACCUACAUUGCUGGUCUUAGCAGCAGCCUGCUUUACAUUAUCUGCUUCUUCCCAUAUAUUGUGGUCAUGGCAGUGGAGACCAGUCUCAACUUUUUCCAGAAGAGUGCACUGAGCUUAUUUUCCCCAUGCUGUUUCAGUUACGCUACUCAGUAUAUCUCUCUCUAUGAGUCUCGAGGAGAAGGAAUUCAGUGGAGCAAUUCAUAUUCCUCACCCCGAGCUGGAGACACAUCCUCUUUCGGUUGGCUGUGCUGGAUGAUGCUCAUUGACUCACUCAUCUACUUCACUGUUGGAACGUACAUCCGCAUGGUCUUCCCUGGCAAAUAUGGCAUCCCAGCUCCGUGGUACUUCCCGUUUACAGCCUCCUUUUGGGCUGACCUUUGCUGCUGUAUAAAGUCACCGAAGGGGGGCAAAGGGCUUCUGUUCAUCAACACCAUGAAUCUAAACCUGCCUGUGUUCUCUAAUGACAAGGGGAAAGGCCAUAGCCAGCUUUUCUCUCAGACGGGCGAGGACUUCUCUCAUCUCCCAGUGGGUGUUGCCCUUCACGGUCUCACUAAGAUCUAUGGGGACCGGGUAGCCAUUCAAAACCUUAACGUUUCCUUCUACGAGGGCCAUGUCACAUCACUGCUCGGUCACAAUGGCGCUGGAAAGACUACUACCAUGUCACUCCUCACGGGUCUCUUCGCGCCGUCAUCUGGGACUGUCGAAGUGUAUGGCCGAGACAUGCAUACAAAUUUGGAUGACAUCCGCAAAGAUCUGGGUGUGUGCAUGCAAUAUGACGUUCUCUUCGACCACAUGACCACCAAGGAGCACCUCCUGCUCUAUGGCCAAAUAAAGGCCCCACACUGGUCCCAAAGGGAAUUGCAUGAGCAGGUUCGAACGAUCCUGGAGGAGACAGGCAUGUACGUUCACAGACACAAGCGGGUGGGUACGCUGUCAGGCGGUAUGAAGCGCAAGUUGUCAAUCUCUAUUGCGUUCAUUGGUGGCUCACGCUUGGUGGUGCUGGAUGAACCCACCACUGGCGUUGAUCCGUGUUCCAGGCGCAGCAUCUGGGACAUUAUUAUCCAAAAUAAAAAACGGCACACUAUCAUUAUGUCUAGCCACCACCUGGACGAGGCUGAAAUGCUGAGUGACCGCAUUGCCUUCCUGGAGCGAGGAGGGUUAAAAUGCUGUGGCUCCCCUUUCUAUCUGAAAGAAAAGCUGGGACAGGGCUACAAACUAACUCUCACUAAAAAGGUGCAUGUUCUCGAGUCUGAGCGCUUUGACGAUGCUGAAAUGAAGGCCUUUAUCCAAGCACAUGUACCGGAAGCACGGCUAAAAGAGACCCUGGGUGGCGACUUGGUCUACUCUCUGCCCCCAUUCACCUCGUCCAAUGCCUCCUCAUACAGCUCUCUUCUGACGGCGCUGGACGCCAAUCUUGAUGACCUGCAGCUGGGAGGCUACGGUAUCUCUGAUACAACCCUAGAAGAGGUGUUCCUCCAGUUGACUGAGGAAAAUAAAGAAUGUUUGCAGAAGGAGGACAGACCUUUUUCUAUCUCAGAGACGGUAUCAGAAACUGGCUCCAUUGACAAUUUCCCUGCAGAUCCAAGUGACAUUAUCCCCAGUUCUGACAAAAUUAAGCCGACUAGUUCCAACAGAGCACAAGGCAUGGCCCUUGCCUGGCAGCAAAUCAAAGCCAUUCUGAUCAAGAGGUUCCAUCACAGCUGCAGAGACUACAGGGGCCUGAUCUCCCAGUUCCUACUUCCCGUUUUGUUCGUGGCAUUCGCUAUGGGCCUGGGAUCCAUCAAGAAUAAUGUGUGGCACUAUCCUGAGCUGGAGCUUAGCCCUGCACUCUACAACAUCAGACCAAGUUACUCCUUCUUCAGUAACCACAAUGGUAGAUCCAGCCAAAUGGUGGACAUGAUGAUGUCAUUCCCAGGAAUGGAUGACAGUUGCCGUGACCAGUCCAGCGAUCCGGUUUGCACAAGUCAAACAAACAGCUGGAAUUCAGGAGGGAACACAUCCACAUCAUUUAGUGAUUGUAAAUGUACCCUUCAGGAACAGAUUUGUCAUGGGGAAAGAUUCCACCCAGCCAGUCGGCAGAUCCCGUCUUCUCAGAUCGUUUACAACCUAAGUGGAAUCAAUGUCGAGAAUUACUUAUUGACCACGGCCAAUACCUUUAUUAGAAACAGGUAUGGUGGGUUUGAAUUUGGAAUGCAGCUCCCACGUGACCUGCAAAUGGAUCUUCUACCCAAGUCUAAUAACGUCACCUUAUCUAAGGUUUGGUUCAACCCUGAGGGCUACCACACAAUGCCAGCAUAUUUAAACAGCCUCAACAAUGUCAUCCUACGCUCCAAACUUCCAGCAGAUAAGGAUCCAAAGAAAUAUGCCAUUUCAGUGUCCAGCCAUCCCUACUUUGGCCGGCCAGAUGAAGAAGACUCAAUCACUCUGGGAAUGCUCCAGAUCCUUGUGGCCAUUUGUGUGCUCACAGGCUAUUCGAUCACUACAGCCAGCUUCUCCCUCUAUGUUGUCAGCGAGUGUCACAGCGGCUCCAAGAGGCUGCAGCACAUCGCAGGCAUCAGCGAGCCCCUCUACUGGGCCAUAAACUUCCUUUAUGACAUGAUCAUCUAUCUGAUUCCUGUUAGUUUGACCAUCGGGGUGGUUGCAGCAUUCCAGAUUUCCGCAUUCACGCAACAACAAAAUUUAGCAGCCGUUUCACUUCUUCUGGUGCUCUUUGGGUUUGCCACCUUCCCGUGGAUGUAUCUCUUGUCAGGUGUUUUCAAGGAUGCAGAGACGGCCUUCAUCACCUAUGUGUGCAUUAACCUUUUGAUAAGUAUCAAUACCAUCAUGUCCACCUCUAUUAUCUUCUUUCUGGGUGAAAGUACAACAAACACUGCACAGAGAGAGAGCAUCCAGAAUACCUUCAGGAUAUUGAGCGACGCCUUCCUCAUCUUCCCCCAAUUCAGCUUUGGAAAUGGACUGAUGAAGCUGGCCAGAAUGAACGUUGAGGUCCAGGUCCUUAGUGGCUAUGGCAUUGAUGCCUACAAGAACCCAUUUUCUACAGAAGUUCUUGGCUGGAUGUUCAUCUCCUCCAUCAUCCAAGGCGUUGUCUUCUUUGCGCUGCGCCUCUUACUCAACACGUUCCUCUUGCGCAAAGUCAGGCAUCUGAUUUUGGGCAGAAAAAAGGUGUCCCAGGUGGUUGAGGACGAGGAUGAUGAUGUAGCAGCUGAGCGCUUAAGGGUGUCCACUGGAGCGGCAGGUGCAGACAUUGUACAAGUCAACCAGCUCACAAAGAUCUAUCAGCAUCUCAACAAGAAGAUCUAUGCAGUCAAGAGGCUUUCUGUGGGAAUUCCUGCAGGAGAGUGCUUCGGUCUGCUGGGAGUGAACGGAGCAGGAAAAACAACCACUUUCAAGAUGCUUACGGGAGAUGUUAGCCCCACUGGUGGUACUGCGCAAAUCAGGGACUGGGAUGGGCGGCUGGUAGACAUUAUGGAGUGCCGGCACAGGGGAAUUAACAUUGGCUACUGUCCACAGGUGGAUGCGCUGGAUAAUCUGCUCACUGGAGAAGAGCAUUUGUAUUUUUACUCUCGUAUUCAAGGCAUCACAAAGAGGGAGACAGACAGGGUGGUGAAAUACCUUCUAAAAAGGUUGGAGCUGAACUACCAUCGAAACAUAACCACCGAAGGCUAUAGUUGUGGCACGCGCAGGAAGCUUUCUACAGCUAUUGCUCUCAUUGGACAUCCACAGAUCCUGCUCCUGGAUGAGCCGAGCUCUGGCAUGGACCCUCGAACCAAACGCCACCUGUGGAAAAUCAUCUCUGAAGAAGUGAAAGGAAAGUCUGCGGUGGUUCUCACUUCUCACAGCAUGGAGGAGUGUGAGGCACUGUGUAGCCGCCUCGCCAUCAUGGUGAAAGGUCAGUUCCGCUGCCUGGGCUCCUUGCAGCACAUUAAGAACAGGUUCGGCAGUGGGUUCACUGUGAAGAUGCACUUGGCAGAGUCUGCCAGUGAUGUAGAGGCAAUUGCAGUUUUCAUGCAGAAACGAUUCCCCGGCACUUAUUUGAAGGACCAGCACUCCUCCUUGGCGGAAUAUCAUGUUCCUGUCGCACCAGGAGGGGUGGCUGACAUCUUCCAACAGUUGGAGUGCCACAGGACUUCUCUGAAGAUCAAGCACUUCUCCGUGAGCCAGACCACCUUGGAUGAGGUCUUCAUCAACUUUGCCAUGGGGAAUUUUCACAUGGAAUCCAUCUCAACUCACAGCAAUGGAGAGGAUGAUGACCCGGGCUCCAUAAAGGAAGUAGAGACAUAGAGAUGGCUGCUAUUAUUUCUACAGUGAAAUGAGAAUAUUAUCCCGUUCUACUGCAUCUGUCGUACAUACUGUAUGGGACAAUAGUAUUAGACUGUAAAUCCGCCGUGCCUGACAAUCAUGUUUAACCCUCCUAAGAUUCAAUGUGAAGAGUGAAUAUUAUUUCGAGGUCGAUCAAAUUCUGUUGUUGCUGUUCUGUUGAGAACAUUUACAUACAGUACCUGCGCAGACGCAAUAUUUAUUGACGCAUAUUUACUUCACAUUAUUUUAUCCUACUUGAAAUGUUACCUAAUCUAGUAAUCUUGAUUUGUCUGAAGAAUGCAAUUAAUGACAGCUUUUUAAUUGUUUUGAUUUAAAUUUAUCACUCAAUAGCAAUAUAUAUCCACAAUCACAAAAUAUGAUACUAAUAAAAAAAUAUUGUUAUUGUGGACUUUUAAUUAUUUACUCAUUUCGUGUCAUCUUCGUAUAUGUCUUAGUUCAAGAAUGACUGCUCUAAAACAUUUCUUCUGUGCCUAUGGACCAUUUUGUGAUGGUCUUGAAUGUAUGUGGCUGUAUUUUUCAUUAUUCAAUAAAACACUUUUUCAAAUGUG
Phyllopteryx taeniolatus (common seadragon) is the source of this 14185-nucleotide messenger RNA. RefSeq names its product ATP-binding cassette, sub-family A (ABC1), member 12 (gene abca12). Gene Ontology annotation, cellular component: membrane; intracellular membrane-bounded organelle. Gene Ontology annotation, molecular function: apolipoprotein A-I receptor binding; ATP binding; lipid carrier activity. Gene Ontology annotation, biological process: lipid transport; transmembrane transport. NCBI's taxonomy places the organism in Eukaryota, Metazoa, Chordata, Actinopteri, Syngnathiformes, Syngnathidae. Bases 201 to 13598 code for a protein of 4465 amino acids. The transcript is spliced from 71 exons. The record is from RefSeq and is a predicted model, not a curated record.